GACUGACUGUAGUCUAUUUAUUAAUCCGCUAUUUCGCAGCAUAUCCAUCACUAACCACUAGAUGUAGUUUAGAAAUGAAUAACGGGAUUUCAGAGGGACAAAGAAUACAGUCUAACGCUCAGUUUAUCUGUUUAAUCAGCUAAACAAAAUUAUGGUAUCUUGAAAGAUUUUGGAAACAGCUGUAGUUACUGUGCAGUCGUACUAAACUAAAGCUAUAGCCUAUAGAUAGCCCUAACCUCUUACUAACUAACUAGCUAGCUAGCUACCAGUCUAACGUUGUAAAUGCUGAUAGUUAGCUAAAUUAGGUUGCACUAAUGAUGUCAAGUGGAAACCGCAAGGUUUGAGGCUAUGGAUAUGACUGGGACGAGUGGAAUAACCAUGGAGACGCCCGAACUACCUAUCGAGAUCACCACCUACAUCCUGAGUUUCCUGCAUGUGUCAGACAGAAAGGAGGCAUCUCUGGUCUGCAGGAGCUGGUAUGAUGCUAGCCAGGACCAUCGCUUCCAGAGGAACCAGACCUUCAAGUUUCCAGCCUCCACCUCGUCUUUGGAUCUGAUCCGUGGCCUGGGAAGACUCUCCUGCUGCAGCCUGGUGAUCAGUCACCUGGAUGGGUCCAGUUUGUCCCGGGCUGUGCUUCUGGAGGUGGGGCUCCACCUGGGCUCUCGGCUGGAGAGCCUGGCCCUGCCAGGGAGCAGUGUGACAGAGGCCUCCCUCCUGGCCCUGCUCCCCCACCUAACCUCCCUGCGCAGGCUGGACCUCCGGGGCCUGGACAGCCUCUUCAUGUCGGGGGCCUUCCUCUCCCGGGACGAGCAACGCCAGCAGGUGCGCGUGGCCCUGGCAGGCCUGGAAGAACUGGACCUGUCAGAUCUCCGUUACCUCUCGGACCUCACCUUCAACCGCCUGACAGGCUGCACUCCUAAGCUGCACCGCCUCUCGCUGGCUGGGUGCCACAUUGCCUUCGAGUUUGACCCGUACCGCGGCUGCCCCGUGGGUGUUGUCCAGGACUCGUCGGCUCUGCUGUCCCUGAGGAAUCUGCGGAAGCUGCUUCUGGAACAGUCCUCCACCAUGAGGGGCCUGGACCUCAGUCGCACCUCCAUCACGCCUGAGUCCCUGCGCUCAGUCGCCAAGGUGGAGGGCCUGAGGUUGCAGGAGCUGUGUUUGCGGGGCUGUAAGGAGCUAACUGACUACUCUGUGGAGGUUCUAUGUAAGCACCAGCCGGGCCUCAGCAGUCUGGACCUGAGCGCCUGUACUGAGCUGACAAGCAGGGCGGUGCUAGCCGUCAGCCUGGGCCUUCCGAACCUCAGGAGCCUCUCUCUGUCCAGAGACUGGAGGAUUACUGACAAAGGUCUGGCCGACCUGGUGUCCCUCCCUGAGCUGAAGAGUCUGGACCUGUCUGAGUGUCUGCAUGUCAGCGGAGCUGAGAUGGUGAAGGGUCUGUCUGGACCAGGCCCUCGAGCAGGCCUGGAGACCCUCAUCUUCAAGAGCUGCACCUACAUACGGGACCUGACGGUCUACCCCUUGGCUCAGCUGCUGGGCGCCAGUCUGCGUGAGCUGGACCUGAGCUCCUGCGUGUACCUGACCGACCUGAGCGUGCGCGCCAUCGCCACCUACCUGCAGGGGCUGGUGGUGCUGCGUCUGGGCUGGUGCAAGGAGAUCAGCGACUGGGGCCUGCUCGGCAUAGUGGAGCCCACCAAGGAGUGUGAACCUGCUCAGGAGAUUGAGGACAAGGACCCCAAGUUCACCAGGACGUUCGGGAACAUGGGCUUCUUCCGGCCCCCGACCCUCCUCUUCCAGGAGAAACCUCGGCUGGUGACGGAGGAGGACCUGAGGGUGUUCAGGGAGCAGGAGGGGGCUUCUCUCCUGGCCCUCCACUCCCUCCAGGAGCUGGACCUCUCAGCCUGCUCCAAGCUGACCGAUAGCAGCAUCACACAGGUGAUUCGCUACCCUGACCUCCAGCGCCUGUCCCUGUCCAUGCUCCCUGAGAUCAGUGAUGCCACCCUGGUGUCUGUGGCCUGGCACUGCCGCAGCCUCACCAGCCUGGCUCUCAGCCACUGCCCCCGGAUCAGCGACCAUGGCAUCGCCCGCGCUGCGCCACACCUCAGCAGGCUGCAGCACCUCUACCUGUCCUGCUGCGAUGCCGUCACCGACAGGUCUCUCUCUGUCCUAGCUCAACACUGUAAGAGACUCCGCACGCUGGACAUCUCCAUGUGCAAGGAUAUCUCCAUAACAACUGUGGACCUCCUCCAAUCACAGUUGCCCUUCCUAGAGAACGUCCACUGCCGCUUUGUGGGCGGGGCGGACCUGACUCUCACCCUGUGAUUGGUUGAUUGUCUAACUGGUUUUACCGAAGGAAAAUUGCUGCUAGAAUCAUCUCAUUUCAGUGAUCCGCACUGACACCGCUCGUCUUUUAAGUGGUGGUGUGUGUGAAUGCUUGCACAUGUGUGUGUGCGUAUAUAUGCAGGCAGGAUCCAGCAGUCACACUUCCAGACUUAAUCCAACCCCUACAGCUAAAUAUCACCUUACUGUACAAUGCAGACAGAUUACAUUCCAACAUAUUCUUUCUAUCUAAAGGGACCUCUGCUACUGGGAUAGGUCUGGGCCCUAGCUCCUAGAUGUGACAAAGGUUGGAUAGGUAUAAGUGAGGUAACACACGUUCCAUAGCAGGGGGCUAGGGCAGUGGUUAUAAUCCCUGGUCCUCAGGGACCCCCCUGUCCUGCAUGUUCUAGAUCAGGGGUGUCAAAUCCUGGUCCUCAGGGGCCGCUGUCUUGUACGUUUUAGACGUUUCCCCGAUCCAGCACACCUGAUUCAAAUGAAUGAUCGUUAUCAGGCUUCUACAGAGCUUGAUCAUGAUCCAUUCAUUUGAAUCAGGUGUGUUGGAGCAGGGAAACAUCUCAACCAUGCAGGACAGGGGAGUCCCUGAGGACCAGGGUUGAGAACCACCAGGCUAGGGGGACAGUCCAUCUUGCUUGUGGCUGUUCACAUCCAGCCAGACCCACAGAGGAAGUCCCAGCCAAGGCUGCGAGCGAGGGAUGGAGGGAGGGAUGGAGGGGCUGAAAGGGACCAAGAGAGCAGGCCCCACCCUCUCACUGCCCACAAGCGCACACACACGGGAGAGGGGGGAGGGGGGGGCAGAGUAUGUGCUGUCAAGUUGCAAACAGGACUAUGCUAUUAAAAUCAUUAUAAUAAGUCUUAAUACAUAUUUAUUUAAGUAUUUGGCCAUAUAUUUGUGAUGGCCCUGAAUAAUUUUGUACCAAUUUUAAAAUAAGAAGACAGAGGCUCAUAUGCUGAUUGUUGAAUUUGAAAAAAAGUGAUAAUGUGUACCAAAUGUAAUUUUAUCAAUAAAUGUAAAGCAUCUGACCUUGCA
Molecule: messenger RNA, 3364 nt
Organism: Osmerus eperlanus (European smelt)
Lineage: Eukaryota; Metazoa; Chordata; Actinopteri; Osmeriformes; Osmeridae
Gene: fbxl9
Product: F-box and leucine rich repeat protein
Exons: 10
Coding region: 349-2319 (656 amino acids)
Biological process (GO): SCF-dependent proteasomal ubiquitin-dependent protein catabolic process
Cellular component (GO): SCF ubiquitin ligase complex
Molecular function (GO): protein binding
Source: RefSeq, a predicted model, not a curated record